AUGUGCAUUACGAUAAGCAGAGGACAGGUAGACUUGAAUGACACUGUCAUCGAUGAGACGUUUAAUGAACUCGAGUUUCUCGGAACCGGAAAAACUUUACCCGACACUCCGGAUACCAUUGACAGCUAUUGUCAGUACAUACGGAGUAAUGCUAGCGAAGAACAUAACAGUGGCCUGUGGGCGGUGGCAAAUAAAUGGGCGGCCGGGCUCAGACCCGGGGUCAGGGACACCAUCAAUGGUUUUAUCCAACUUGGCUUUUAUGGUCGGAUUGCUCUCAAAGGGUUUUGUCGACUAAACACUACUUCGGCUGUGACUGUGGCCAAGGGUUAUAACUCGCGACUGGCUAUAAGUCAUUUGCUAAAGGAUGCGACCAUUGCCAAGAUAUCAAGAGCAGCAAGGCACAAUAAUAGAAACACCCUGACACGUAUUCAUAGCACAUUGCGAGCGUAUAUUGACUUAAUAGAGUUGGCCCACAAUGAGAGCAUAGAAUUGAAUGGAUUUGCUUACGGUUUGGUAUUGUCCAUUAAGGUCGGGGAUAUAAAUCAUGUGUACACUAACCCCUACCCGUCAGACAUCAGUGAGCCCAACAAAUGUGAGCCAGGUAGUACACCUCAACCCAAGUCCACCACAUAUAUA
Oppiella nova is the source of this 636-nucleotide messenger RNA. The record is from the annotation of a GenBank genome assembly. NCBI's taxonomy places the organism in Eukaryota, Metazoa, Arthropoda, Arachnida, Sarcoptiformes, Oppiidae.